AUGGUGCGAAUAGCUGAGGCUAGAAAAAUGAGAUCUUUAGGCUCAUCAUACGCUUGUUUGGAGUUUUUGAGUUAUCAAUCUCUACAAAGAUGCUUAGUCAGCGGAACUGCAAAAGGGAAAUCUAAAAUCAAAGGAUCACAGCCAUUGAAGAGAUCGAAGGUAACAACCAAUAAAGGAACUGGGUCGGGUGAUUCGAAUCAAAAAGAAGGUGGGCCUAGAAAAAAAUCUGAAUUUGAUGAAUUGGUCGACGAGUGCUUGGCUUUGACUUCCCCAAUCAGAUUCUUGAAGCAUAAGGAAAAAGCUAGGGAAGCUGAGAGAGAAAAGAUGGGGCUGAAAAGUAAGGAGUAUAGCAGGGUUCUGAUGAGGAAGCAUAGAGCUAGACAGGCUGCUGAGUCUGCAUUCUUGAGGUGUAAGAAAGAAGCUAUUGAGGCAUUACCCGAGGGUCUGAAGGCUGCUGCUUUGGUCCCCAAUUUGACACCCUUUCCGGCGAAUUGA
This is a messenger RNA of Coffea eugenioides, 495 nucleotides long. RefSeq lists its product as uncharacterized. NCBI's taxonomy places the organism in Eukaryota, Viridiplantae, Streptophyta, Magnoliopsida, Gentianales, Rubiaceae. The transcript has 2 exons. The record is from RefSeq and is a predicted model, not a curated record. Gene Ontology annotation, cellular component: mitochondrial large ribosomal subunit; mitochondrial ribosome. Bases 1 to 495 code for a protein of 164 amino acids.